GAGGGUCGAUCCCUGCCCUGGAUGCGUGCUUGGGGGAUGCGCGGUGCUGCGAGACAUUCAGAGACCUCUGAGACCUCUGGACUUUCAUUCUCUCUCUCCAUCUCUCUCUCUCCUCCAUCUACACAAUGUCUUCUGCCGCCCCUCCCGCCUCGACACCGGUGCAGCCACCCACGACGCCCACCCCGUCCAACCCGCCACCCAGCUCCAACCCCGGCGGUGGUGGUGGUGGUGGCAGCAGCGCGCCCCCUCCCAGCACACCCCCGACGUCCCAACAGCCCCCCGAGACUCCCACCCCAUCCCAGCAGCCUCCCGAGACGCCAUCGACCUCAGAGCAGCCCCCCAACACUCCCACCACCUCAGAGCAGCCACCCACUACGUCGCAGGCACCACCUGACACCACAACACAACAGAACCCCCAGACUUCCUCCAGUACCUCCGAGCAGUGGCAGCCAACGACGAGUGAAACACGCACGCAACAGACUAGCACACAAGUCAUCGAGGAGCAAGGCGGCACGUCGUACAAGUAUGUGACUGUCACCGACUCGCGAGGCUUGGCGCAGACCUCGGCCGUUGCUGUCGCACCGCACAAGAACAACACCCCGGCGAUUGUUGGUGGUGUCGUCGGCGGCGUCGGCGGCGCACUCGUCAUUGCAGGCCUUGUUGCUCUCUUCCUCUACCGGAGAAAGAAGAACCGAGAGGUGGCAUUCGACGAGAAAAUGUUUGACCCGCACCACUCAACGCGCCACUCCCAGGCUGAUCCUCUCGACAUUGCCCCGACGUCCCCGAGCGUCGGUAUGCCCGGCGAGCACACGACGAUCGAGCCGUUCCCGUACGAGCCCUCGUCGGCGCACGGAUACGAGUAUGACCCGUACCAGCACAACCAGUCCUUUGGGCAGAUGCAGCCAGGCGACACGAUGCAAAUGCAAGGCAUGAACAUGCCCGACGCGCGCGACUACAUGUACGGCGGCAACAACUACAGUGGCUACGGCGCGGCCGCUGUCGGCGGCGCAGCAGCUGGUGCGUUGAGCCCGGUCGCGGCCGCCAAGCAUCGCGAGGCGACGGGCGCGCUCUCGCCCCAGCAGACGGGCAUGUCUUCAUCUGCGGGCGGGUCUCGCCUCAGCCACUACGAGGACGCAUACUCGCAGCAGCAGCACCAGUACCCGGCCUCGCCGCCCCGCUCGGCGCCAAGCGAUGGACGCCAGAGCGUGUAUCAGCACACGGACAUGCUCAGCGAGCCCAGCGACGAGAUGCAGGAGAUCCCCCCCAAGUGAGUCCAAGCGAGCUGGUGAAUGGCGCCCGAUCCCGUGCCAAGGAGCUUGCCAUCUACCUCGGCUGUCGGAUGUCGGCUCUCCACCUCCGCACACCGCUGACUCCAGCUACGAUUCCAUCCGCCGCUAGCCCCCCCACCCCGGCCCAUAUAGAGCGCUUGCGCAUGUAUUUUUACGCUUGCAUGCUGCAGGGAGGGGGGGCGCCGCGGAUUGUGUCAGUGGCUGAGGGUGCACGGUGGCUGGCGGUAUGGGGUCG
Cutaneotrichosporon oleaginosum is the source of this 1524-nucleotide messenger RNA. RefSeq lists its product as uncharacterized. The record is from RefSeq and is a predicted model, not a curated record. NCBI's taxonomy places the organism in Eukaryota, Fungi, Basidiomycota, Tremellomycetes, Trichosporonales, Trichosporonaceae.